Molecule: messenger RNA, 561 nt
Organism: Colossoma macropomum (tambaqui)
Lineage: Eukaryota; Metazoa; Chordata; Actinopteri; Characiformes; Serrasalmidae
Gene: guca1g
Product: guanylate cyclase activator 1g
Exons: 4
Coding region: 1-561 (186 amino acids)
Biological process (GO): visual perception
Cellular component (GO): cone photoreceptor outer segment; photoreceptor inner segment
Molecular function (GO): calcium ion binding; calcium sensitive guanylate cyclase activator activity
Source: RefSeq, a predicted model, not a curated record
AUGGGUCAGGUUCAGAGUGACAGUGAUGAGGAAGUGGAUCUGGCUCAGAUUCAGGCUCUCUACACGGCCUUCAUGAAGGAGUGUCCGAGCGGAGCGCUGCACCUCCACGAAUUCCGCAAGAUCUUCGGCGUGCAAAGUUCCUCGGAGGAGGAGGCGCUUUAUAUAGAGUCCAUAUUCAAAUCAUUCGACCGGAACAAGGACAAUAUAUUAGACUUCAUGGAGUUUGUGGCAGCUGUGCAUCUGGUGCUCAGAGGGAAACUGGAGGACAGACUCAGAUGGUCCUUCAAAGUCUACGACAGAGACGAGAACGGGAAGUUAGACAGGAACGAAGUCAAGCACAUUAUUACAAUAAUUUGUAAAAUUAAGAAAUCGAACACAGAAAUGACACCCAGUGAAGUGUGUGACAGGAUCUUUGAACUGGUGGAUCAAAAUAAAGAUGGUCAGAUAUCGCUGUCCGAGUUCAUCGAGGGGGCUCAGAAGGACCCCUGGAUCAUGGACCUGCUCAAACUAGAUGUGGACGCCAGUGGCUGGUUCAGAGAGAACUGGAAGAAAAAGACAUGA